This is a messenger RNA of Pyricularia oryzae 70-15, 1869 nucleotides long. RefSeq lists its product as uncharacterized. The record is from RefSeq and is a predicted model, not a curated record. Gene Ontology annotation, molecular function: DNA-binding transcription factor activity, RNA polymerase II-specific; zinc ion binding. The transcript has a single exon. The coding region runs from base 1 to 1869 and encodes 622 amino acids. Lineage: Eukaryota; Fungi; Ascomycota; Sordariomycetes; Magnaporthales; Pyriculariaceae. Gene Ontology annotation, biological process: regulation of DNA-templated transcription.
AUGGACUCUAGCGUUCUCCACCUGGACCAAAUCUCACAUGGCAGUGGUCAGAACAACUACAUCCAGGAGAGAGGCACGCUCGCCAUCAACUCGAGGAGAAGCGCAUGCGACCGCUGCAGGGCACGGAAGCUGAGAUGCGCAAGAUUGCCUAGUAUCGAAUUUUUCACCAGCUGUGGCGGUUCCGGGGGUCUACCUGCGUGCGAGCGAUGUGUCAAGGCCGGGGCCGAGUGUCUCUAUACGGUCCGCAGGCGGCGGGCUCCUCCGUGGUGGUGCGGCUACGAGCGACAGGUCUUCAAGGCCUCGGCAACGUUUCCAUAUGGCUGCAAUCUGCCCCUCGACGCCACCUUUGGGCCUGAAGCCGCAGGGAAGCUGUAUAAUGAAAGCAGGAUGAGAUGGCAAUUUGGCGCCCCCAUGCCACCACCACCAGGAGAAGGUUACGCGAGCGUGCCAGCAGUCCCCAAACCACAUGCGGGGCUGGAUCACGGGUCGAUAGAGCACAGCAAUAGCUUUCAAUGGCCGGCAAUGACGGGCCUUUCUACUCCGGAUCUUUCUGCAGUCCAUGGAAACUUUCAAUCUAUAGCAUCCGCCAAUGUCGCUGCAAGUGAACAGUCAAACUCGGGGCACAGCAUGCCCGGCGCCAUCAACGAUCACGCUUUUGGCAUCUCACCCUUGUUUUCCUCCAGGCAAUGGCAGGAGUACCCCCCGACCAAUUCGGAGGCUUUUGCUGUAAAUUCGAGCAACCACGGGUCAGACUGCGGCGGGCCGGUGGUCGGACCAAACAUGCCGAACCCAAACAUUGCCAACGUAACGCAAGCCCCAGCCGCAGCUCGGCGACCCAGAACCAGGCAAGAAUGCCUGCUGCAGCUUGCCAAGCUCACUUCACAGCUUAUUGUGUGCUUUAGCUUUACUGAAGACGGGUCCUCGGUCGAGCUCGCAGAUCUGCUGGGCUGCUUGCCAAGGAGUGAAACCGGCUCCGCUGAGGUCAACAGCGUAUCCGAAGCCGGCAGAAACACGGUUGGGAUAUUGUUAGAAAGCUCUCAGUCAUUCUUGGACACUCUGGACCGCUUGAAAAGCUUAGAAGCGCAAGUAAAAGACGAUCAAACUUCUCGCUCGUCAAGUGCAAGCCCGGACUCGGAUUACUCAUUCAUAAACUCGCCAGCGUUGACGAUGUCAAGCUCAUGCGAGGGUCUGCCAAUGCCAUACAUACAAAAUGGUGAAAGAGACGACCAAAGAGACAUGGAGGAUCUAUCAAAACGACAAGAGCCACAUCAACCCAACAGGAAGAGGGUUUCGACACCGUUGAUGCUCUCACCGCACCUCAACAAGUAUUUCAGCCUGCCUACCACCUUUACCAUCAUAAGCUGCUACAUGUGGCUCUUUCGCGGUUACGAGGCCGUCUUUGCGGCCAUUUAUAACGCACUCCUUGUGCAAAACAAUCAACCUGACCGAGGCAUGCAGGAAAGCCCAAACCAGCUAAGCUCAAAAGGGAACAAGACGGACAUUCCAGAUAUCAAUAUUGCUGGAGUCGACCCGAGCUGCCACCCGCACCUCCAGAUCGAGAUGCUCAUCACCCUCAGCUGCCAGAUGCUGCAGAGGAUCGAGGCGGCCCUGGGCAUCCACCCCACCACAUCUUGGGACGGUGGCGCUGCGCUGCAGAACCCCGGGUUGGGGACCCAUGAUGGUGGCGUGCUCAACGCCCCGGCCGCCCCCGCACUGCUUCGGACUUUUCUCUACGGGGACGUCCAGAGUCGCAUCGUCGGGGACGAGGGGGGCCCCCAGUCAGCCCGGCUGUCGCUGGACAGUGGGAUAUUGCAGAGCAUCCUGGACAAUCUCCGCUGUCGUCACGAGAUAACAGCGAAUCGGAGCUAG